ACGGAUCAAGCGGCUCAAACUUUGGCGGCAACUGCAAUGGCGGACUGAAUUCUUGAAGCAGUUUCAAAUGUACGAUCUUACACAUUUAGAGAUUCACCGACAUUGUUUUUGUUCUUAAGAGCGCCAAAUGGACGUUGAGUGUGGAGCGAUGGAGACUAUAGUAAGCCCCGGGAAGAGCGUCGAUGAGAAACUAGCCCACUAUGUUGAAGAAUGUAAACAAAGGACCGCCAUGAUUGUUAGCUUGAAGAAGGCAUUGGAGUUAGCAUCAGAGGAGAUGAGAGAAUGCAAAAGUCGAAUGAAAAAAAUGGAGGAGCAAAUAAGCCGCUUGUGUAAAGAAAAUAAUGAUUUGAAGGCAGAGAUGUUGGGGAAGAGUAAGAGAUGUGCGGUGUGUGAAGAGAAGACUGGACCACAUGUCUACAACAACCUGCAGAAAGUUGAAGACGUCCGGCAGCUGACUGCUCAUCCAGAAGAAUUCCCCCCUCAGUCACGGAGGGGGCGCUCCACUUUGAAGCGGGAAGCUUCAAAGCCCCAUCCCAUUAAAAAGGAAGAGGGGAAACUCUGGAUCAGUCAGGAGGGAGAGUGUCUUCUAGGACCUGAGGGAGCUGAUCCCACCAAGUUGCCACUGACUGUUGUCUCUGUGAAGACUGAAGAUGAUGAAGAGAAACCACAAGUAGACCACCUCUUAGCUCCACUAUCAGAUAGUGAGGCUGAAGACGAGGUUGAAGUAACAUUGAGCAGCGAUACAGACGGUGAAGGUGAUACUUGGACUCACACUGACCACAAACACUCUGAAAGCUCUAAAAAGAAGAGCGCUAAACAACCUUUCAGUUGUUCAUUUUGUAGAAAAAGCUUUGCUAACAGGUCCCAUUUGACGGAACACGUGAGAGUACACACGGGCGAAAAACCAUUCAAUUGUGCAGCUUGUGGCAAAAGCUUUACGACAAAGGGUAAUUUCAAUCGACACAUGAGGACACACACUGGAGAAACAAAUGCAAUCGUUUAGUUUGUGUAAAAAUCUCUUCUGUCGAGACCCACGUGACUCAAAAUGUGAGGACACAAUUGCUGGUCUCUUGAUAUUUUAUCAUGAAAGGCCCUUUAUUUUUUUUAUUAUUAUUAUUUUAAACAAGGCACAUACUGUAACUUAAAUCCAUGUCUGUGGCCUAACAAAAAGUAGACUUUUAAUUGAUCAGUAUUGUGAAUUGAUGGCUUUGACGUAAAUCAAGAAGUAAAAAAAAAAUAUUUGGUUUCC
Molecule: messenger RNA, 1249 nt
Organism: Nerophis ophidion (straightnose pipefish)
Lineage: Eukaryota; Metazoa; Chordata; Actinopteri; Syngnathiformes; Syngnathidae
Product: zinc finger protein 8-like
Exons: 2
Coding region: 128-1003 (291 amino acids)
Cellular component (GO): nucleus
Source: RefSeq, a predicted model, not a curated record